AUGAUGCACGCCAGUGGUCGUCCCGCAACUCGGCCGCGACCUCCAGCUCGACGCAAAUCAUCUCAGUCACCUCAGCCUUUGGACGUCAGUGCUCAAGCUCAUAUCAAGGCCCAUGAUGUUGCUCCAUUUCCCCGCUCAGCACUGUCCGAUGUCACCAACUCCGCGUCCACAGACACUGCGCAUACAGUCACAGCGGAAGACCAUGUCGCUGCCAUCACUCAACACGGUGAGGGUGCCGAAAGUCAUCGAUGCAACUCCCAAACGCUCUCGCCAUCAUCUAGCGCCAGCGAGCUCGACCAUGCUCGUCUUGAGGGUCUUGAGCGCCACGAGCUCGAGCAAAUGCUGAUCGAAGCAAGUCGCAAGAUGCGCGAGAGGGAGGCCAAAUUGGUCUUCGCGGCCAGCAUUGGCAAAGCGUUGCUCGAAAAGAACAUGUCGCUUCGGAGCGGUAUCGAGACAAGCAUAGCUUCCAGCUCCAGCCUCUAUGGUCUGUCUGAUAUCGAAUCCAUCAUUCAUGACUUUUCGACUCAUCAACGUGCAUCUUCCCAGAACACUUUCGACGGUGCCGCCCGUCACAGAGAAUCCUCUUCGCCUCGACCCAUGUACUCGCCUCCCACCACCGACGUCGACGUCCACUCUCUUCCCGAUCUUUCGCCAUCCAGAGCCGCGUCAGAUACCACACCACUCGCUCACCCCACUCCUCUUCCCGCCAUCGAGUCCGACUACUUCAGCAGACCAUCUCACCAGGCAAAAACUCGAUUCGACGCCAACGCAGCCUUUGCCGCAGAAACCUCGACUACAUACAACGACAGGUCCAUCUGGAUCCCCAGUGACGCCGGCCUCAUAGCAUCCCAACCUUGCUCUCCCAGCGCUUCCAUCUCCAGCUACGCUUCUCACGCCCUCCUUUCGCCUCAAGACGCAGAAUGGCGCAUCCCUUCGAGCAGAGUUACCCCCGGAAGCCGCCACAGAUCGCGCCCUUCACUCCUGCAGAUCCAAGCAUUGGAAGCGCAGAGGCAGCUUGCGUCCCUUGGCGAACAGAACGAUGUCCUGCAUCAGCAAAUCUCUGAGCUCCAGCACGAAGCCGAAAACGCUCGUUUCGAAGGGAGCAAAAGGCUCAGCCGACUCAAUCGGGAGCUCCGUGGGCUCAAAGCGGAGCUCGAGGCCGCAACUCGCCGCAAUGUCGAGCUCGAAUCCGAUCGAUCCGUCCCACGCCCGUCUCCAGUCACGAGAUCCCCGGCGAAGGGCAUUGCUGUCGGAAGCCGUCAUCCUCAUUCCCAUCUGACCUUUCGCAAGGCAUCCUGUCAAGAAUCAGCUCUGUCGUCUCCUGCAUCUUCGAAAUCGACAGGAGAGCCCGAGCCAGCUCGACUUCGUCAUGGUCUCAUUCCGUCCACAUCCAAGCUCGAGGACAUGGUACGCUCUGUACAUGCCGCAGAUGGCGAAAGCGCACUCCUUGCCCAACUACUCGCCAAGAUCAGGGAGCUCGAGGAAACUAACUCUGCCAUGGCCAAAGCAGAGGAGGACUUUGGCAGCAGAAUGGGGCGAGCGAUGCAGGAAGACGAGCGACUUCGCGACGCCUUCAACACGGUGGGUCAAGAUCUCGCUGUUACCACCGCAGAAACCGUUGCCGAGACGAGCCCGGAAAAGAUGCAAAAGGCUUCCGAGCUGGCCUUGAUCACACCAUCCCAUUCCCUACAGAGUCUCGACUCGAUUGCCUCCGCUGAAGUGGGUAGCCCUUCGUCACCUUUGUCACCGAGCCAAAGGCGCAGGGCGCCAGGGAAUCGUCAUGUCAUUGAACAGCGCAAGACCGUCCGCAGCGCUUUGCGUCGUGCCAAGAAGGAGCUAGCUGCUGACAUCUGGGGUUUCAAAGGCGAAUCAGCUCACGUCACUCCAGAUAUUUCGCGUUCAUCCACCGAGGCAUCACUUGGCACUUAUUCCGUCGAUCUGAGCGCAAGCAGCAGCGCCUCCUCGUCGCCGCAACCCGCACGUAUCAACAGGAAGGCUUCCUCCAGCUCACUAGCGCUUGGUAUUGCCGUGAGACCUCGCAUUCGCAUUACCCCGUCCAUCGAAGACCUUGGUCAAAGGAGGAAGACGCACGAGCAGAUCGUAGCCGGUCCAGAGCAGGAAUGCCCAUCUUCGCCUGGAGAUUGGCAGGAUGUCACGAGCCCAACGCUACCCAACGCACCUCAAACCUCAUCCCUCAGCCCAAGAGAUGCCAUGAAAGCCUCCUUCGCGCACUUGAAGGUCGGGCCUCGACUUGGCCGAGCACAUCAUGGCGGUCCGAACAGAGAGAUGGACAAAAGCAAUCGACUAGCCGACGCAGCGCCGACGUCAUCGCCUUCGCUCUUCCAGCAAACCGCAUUCCGGCCCACCGCCCGCGUUCGCAGAUCUAGAUCGAGGUCAUCCUCCUUCGGCUCACACUUUCAAGUUAGGCAAACGCCCGUGUCUGUUCAACAGAGUCCCGAUCCCUUCGCAAGCCCUUCUCCCGCUUGGCACCGACCCGGCUUGGCUCGCAGUCCUUCGUCUAACUCUUCGCACCGUGGCAGGACAUUGGGAAGCGAGCUCGGCAGCAUCUUUGGUGGUGAUGACCGCAAGCACGACUUUGACGAUGAUCUCCCGCAGCACCGCAGGCUCGUGGCGAAUCAGACAGAUUCUAACCUGAACAUGCGAUCUCUGGUGCUGCAUCGUGCCGGCAGCAUGUCAGCGCUUGAUUUGCGAUCCAACGUCAAGAAUGCUGUCGUCUCGGAUCGUCCCACUGCCAAUGUCGGUCGAUUAGUCCCACAGAGCGACGAGGAGCAACACGACGAUCUCGAAUGCGUAUUGACUCAACCUGUGUAUGGUCAGAUCGAGGACGAUUUUUCACAAGAGUCUCCCCUUCGCCCGCGCGACGCAGCGCUACUUGUCCGUAUCGAGGCCGAGGAGGAUGGCAUGUGGCUGGCCGAUCAACCCAUCAUCGAAUCUGGUGGCCUUCCAGACAAAGACGAGCCUCGAAGCGCUCAAUUCGACCUCAUCAAUGCGGCUGUUGAGCAUCAAGCGGUAGCAUGGGCAGAUGACGACGACUACGGUCGCACCAUCAGCCAGCGCGAGGCCGUCAAGCUUGGGCUGCUCGCAUACAAGUCAUCGGUCUGGGCAGCCCGCAGCAUGCGAACGCUCACAGCAAGAUCGAAGUCAGAUCGCACAAAUGCCGACCUCGCCAAAGCCUCGAAUGUGGCAGGAGUCAAGAAGCUGCCCUUUCGACUCGAAAUUGAAUCGUCGGAGCAAGUGGAGGAUCGUCUUCGGAUCGAGUCGAUACUACGCAGAAGACGGCAAGAAUUGCUGCAUGAACGUGGAUUUGUAGACGAUUGGGAGGACGAAGCCGACGUUCAGAAGCAAGAAGCUGAGCUCGUCGCCACGUAUGCGCCGAGCCCACAGCGGUUGCAAGAAAGGAGGUUGAAAGCUUUGGCCGGGCACGAUUCGUCCCUCUCGCCAGGAAAGUCGUCUCCUACGAAAUCGGAUCCUCGCCGUUCCACACAACAGUGGGUGCGCGAUCUCGUGCAUACCUCGCCCUCGAGAAGAGGUGGCCACAACAACGAGGACGAGGAACAAGACAUGCUCAGUCUCAACUACGUUGGAACAGAGGAAGCCGAUUUUGAACUGCUCGACUGCCCCUCUUGGAAGAGGCAAGGCGGGCGUGGCACCGACUACUUUCCCACCUCAUUCCGCGCACGCUACCGUCCCGCCAUGGUCAAGCAGAGAGUCGCCCACGCAUCGCAGGUCACCCUCGGGUGGGUCGAGGAGUGGGUGCAAUUUGCAUUUGUUGUCUUCCUCGCCUUUGUCGUGAUGGUCGAACAAGGUCCGGAUCGCGGCGCAAGACGUGGCAGGAGAGCUACCAAUACCCCUCAACUUCUUCUCAACAAGUCAGAAUGA
Messenger RNA from Pseudozyma hubeiensis SY62, 3900 nucleotides. RefSeq lists its product as hypothetical. The record is from RefSeq and is a predicted model, not a curated record. NCBI's taxonomy places the organism in Eukaryota, Fungi, Basidiomycota, Ustilaginomycetes, Ustilaginales, Ustilaginaceae. The transcript has a single exon. Bases 1 to 3900 code for a protein of 1299 amino acids.